GUAGAAACAAAAACGCAAACGAUUCUAUCUUUAUCUCCGGUGUGAUUUUUUAUUUUUUAUUUUUUACCCGAAUUCUUUUUUAUUUGUAUACCAGGUGUGUGUGUGUGUGUGUGUGUGUGUGUGUGUGUGUGUGUGUGUGUGUGGGGCUGAGCGCGUGCUUUGUCUUUACUGUAUUUCUGAAAGUUUUUGUGCCCAAAUCUCAGAAAUCACGACUUGAUUCGAGGAGAAACGAAAACCUGAAAGAGACAGAAAUCUUCUGUAGAAGUUUAUUCUAAUACACAAAUUAUUUACAACUGUCUGUCUGUCUGUCUGUCUGUCUGUCUGUCUGAGUAUCUACACUGUAUACAGUUUUCCUGAUGCUCUGCACAAUGGAGAUGUGAUUGAUCCUGUAUACAGUCAUGUCACAGAUUGAUAAAUCUCACCUUCCGCACGUCUACGACGUGUGUCAGUGUUUCUCGGUGCUGGAAGAUGGAGCUCUGGCUCACAGCCUUCAGGAGCAGGAGAUCGAGCAGUUCUACAACUCCAACCUGCAGAAGAACCAGGCGGUGCAGAGCGAUGUCCGCUUGGCUCGAAGGCUACAGGAUGAGGAGGAGGAGGAGGAAGAGGAGAGGGUUCAACUCACACAACAGCUCCAGCAGCUGGAGGAGCAAGACUGCGAGUACGCGAGAAUGAUUCAGGAAGAGCUGCGGCGAUGUGACGAAGAAGAUCAGAGGAGGGAGGAAGAGGACGAGGAGAUGGCCAAGCGGCUGCAGGAAGAGGAAGAAUCGAUGAUUAGACAGGAGAGAGCUGAGGCUGGUCACCACGAGGACAGAGGAGACUCACUGCUCAGUCAAGGUUUAGGGCUCUGGGAGCAGAUGAUGCAGGAUGCAGAACUAGCACGUAGACUGCAGGAGGAGGAGGACACACUGCCUCACCGGAGAAUCACUGAAACUGACGUGGACUUCCGUACAGUUCAAGUGGCCCAAGAUGAGGAACUUGCUCGCUACAUGCAGCGACAGGAGAAGAAGAGCAGCAGAAGGUCAUGUGACCUGUUUGCCCUGGAGAGGUCACCUGAUCCAAGAGGCAGAAGAGUGCCGAGAGAGAGACUGAACUCUGAUGGCCUUCACUCGCCUGUGGAAGAGGAACAAUCACAGGACAAUCAGCACUCGCUAAUCCCCACAUGCACUACUCUACACGCUCAUCCGUUCCACAACAUUGCGGAGGAGCUGGACCCGACGUUCACCGGCAGGAAGCGGGAAACCGGAAUCUCCACCAGCCCGUCAUCGGGAAUCUGCCUGGCUCCUCGGACACCUCACAGCGUUUUCUACGACUACCUUCCGGAACCUUCUGCCAUCCCACCCAUCAGACGCCAGGCAGACAGACCGGGACGCCUCAAACCCAAAGAGAAGCGGGACAGCUGUAAGCAGCAGUGAAGGGAGGGGGGGUGUCUUUAGUUGUGCACUGUAGAUAAGGGAUGAAACACAUGGGGUGGUGUGAUGAAGCACACCUGUAGCUGCACAGCGUUUUAUUCCUCUUAUACCACAGCGAUGUACCAACGCUUAAUAUUUCCAUUAACAGAAUAACGACAGCUCGUACAUCAGCGUCACAGUAUGAUGUAGUUAAUGUUGUGGUUUUCCUUGUCACUUACUUUACAGAAGCUGUAAUAUAAUACAGUCGUUCUCUCACCUGCGUCGCUUUUCCCCCUCAUUAUAGUCAAUAAGACAAAUGCGGUCAUGUUUAUGUCCAGUCGUCGGAAUAAAAGCCGCUGUAAAAGAAACUGAAUCGACUCCUCCUGACCGAUCAGAGUGGAGAAUUCAGCAGCAUCGUGGAAACUCCUCGCCUCUGAAAACGAUUAAAUACUCCACUCCGUCUUCAGUUUUCAAGUAUUAGACAUUAGUAAAUAAAAAAAGACAGUAUUCUGAGAAGGGGGUCACGGUGGCUUAGUGGUUAGCACGUUCGCCUCACACCUCCAGGGUUGGGGGUUCGAUUCCCGCCUCCACCUUGUGUGUGUGGAGUUUGCAUGUUCUCCCCGUGCCUCGGGGGUUUCCUCCGGGUACUCCGGUUUCCUCCCCCGGUCCAAAGACAUGCAUGGUAGGUUGAUUGGCAUCUCUGGAAAAAUUGUCCGUAGUGUGUGAUUGCGUGAGUGAAUGAGAGUGUGUGUGUGUGUGCCCUGCGAUGGGUUGGCACUCCGUCCAGGGUGUAUCCUGCCUUGAUGCCCGAUGACGCCUGAGAUAGGCACAGGCUCCCCGUGACCCGAGGUAGUUCGGAUAAGCGGUAGAAGAUGAGUGAAUGAAUUUUCCACAGAGGGAUUUUUUCAAUGGCAGUUCUCAAAAAACUGGGACGUAAGGGCUUCGGUAAGGGCUUCGAAUACAUCGGAUAGAAAGAAUAUUAUAUUAACCUUAAAACCUUUUACAUGACAAGAACAUUCCUGGUUAUUUUUCAUUCAUUUGUGUUGUACUGUUUUGAUAUUAGGAGAAAUAUCUUUGAAUGCGUUUCUUUUUUAAAUAAAAAUGCUUGCUUGACUUUAAAGACUUUUUUAUGUAGUACAUAAAA
Messenger RNA from Tachysurus vachellii, 2532 nucleotides. RefSeq names its product coiled-coil domain containing 50b (gene ccdc50b). The coding region runs from base 399 to 1412 and encodes 337 amino acids. The transcript is spliced from 12 exons. The record is from RefSeq and is a predicted model, not a curated record. NCBI's taxonomy places the organism in Eukaryota, Metazoa, Chordata, Actinopteri, Siluriformes, Bagridae.